GGUAGAGGUGUAAAACAUAGAGACCGAGGGUUACGGCUGAGCUCGCGCGUGUCAGUUACUAUCCGUUAGUUUACAGAUCAGUGAACUGCGCAGGCGUCCUCGUUACGUUUUUUUGUUUUUUUUGCAGCGAAAGAAGAGGGAAAGCCACGCGCACCAUGGACGCAGAGUGUGUGUCGCUGCUGCCCGGUGUGUGCGAGGUGCUGGCGGCCUCGGGGAGGUCUCUGCCCGAUGACACCAGCCUGGAGAAACUGUUGGACUGGUUCACAGGGCUCACCGAGGCCGGUGGAUCUCUGCUGGACGCCUGCCCCUGUCUGCUUGACUUCAUAUCCACUGUGGUCCACAACACGGCUUCGGACCCCGGUGUCCUCUCCUUCACCCUCAGACUCACCGGCUUGACGGCUGCCACUGAGGACGGCUUCCAAAGGCUCCAGGAACGCUCGGUUCUGAACCAGGUCUUCCACCGUCAGCGCUGGCAAGAAGCUGGACUCUGGGAGGAUCCCUGUUUCCGAAUCGGCUGGAUCCAGGGCUUACGGAGCAUGCUGCGGCACCCGAAGGCUCUCGGCUUCUUUGUGCAAUCAGAUUUCAUUGACCCGCUCCUUCAACUCCAGACAGACGCGAGUCUGUUCGUUGCGUCUGCCGCCAAUCAAAUGCUCGCCCACAUCCUGCUCUUCUUUCAGCCCGCCUCGUCUCCGGGAUGCAACGGCGCAGAUGAGAAAGAAGAAGAUGGCGACGGGAGGACGCGCACCACCAGCGCAGAGUACACGUCUGCCGUCGCGGCGAUCUCGGAGUACCUCAAGGCGUCGCUGGUUCCCCAAAAAUACACAAAGCUCCGUCAGAGUCUGCAGAUCCUCAAACUGCUGGCGCUGCUCCUGGCCCGGGCCGGGCCUCCUCUCUGGGACAAGCUGCUGCAGACAGUCGCGGACUCUCUGGAGGAACUGGUGACGGCCGGCUGCGGUCAGCUCACGCUGCCUCUGAUGGACGUCAUUCUGGCUGCAUGCAGCCGCUCCGGCGCUGACGAGCGCGUCCUGGACCAACACGUCCUGGACCAACGCGUCCCGGACCAACGCGUCCCGGACCAGCGCCUCAGCCGUCUUCUGUCGUCCAUGUUGAACGUUGACGAACCCGCUGACCUCGUUCACGCCGCAGCGGCUUUUCUUCGCCGGGGUCACCACAGUGACAUUGUCCACACAGCCCGGGCCGUGAGAAUACUUCUGUUGCCCCUCCACAUCGUGACGGGUCAAAGUCUGCUGGGCACAAACACCACUGCAGACGAGCGUCAGUCUUCAAUGGUGGAGCAGCUGAAGUGUAAAAGCUCCUGCAUCUCUGUGAUCUGUGUCUGUCUGACAAACACACCGCAGAUCACACUCACGCCUUCCGACAGCCUCCCCUGUCCUCCACAGUUAAUUGUCAUUGCAGUUCUGUCAUUGUUAAGGAUCUGCAGCGGCUCCUCCUCCUCCUCCUCCUCUUCCUCCUCCUCCUCCUCCUCCUCGCCCACUGGCUGCAGUGAGGUUUGCAGGAACGUAAUCGGCUCUGGCAAAGUUCAGAAAUGUGCCCUGGAGGCUCUGACGGCUCUCAGCAGCAGCCCAGGAGCAAAGGAUGCCAUCAGUGAAGUGUUCACAGUUCUGAUGCAAUAUCUGGACAAUCCUGAUUCUGAUGCCACGGUACUCCACAAGUCCUACCAGGCCUUAGUGAAAUGGAUGAGUGUGUCCCCAGACCUGUCCGUCGUAACAGACCCGCUCCGACGAGGUCUCGAGGAGGUCGUGAAGAAGCGCGUGUGUGACAUGCGCUGGGAGGUGAGGGACUCCACGGUGGAGUUUCUGGGACACCUGGCAGGUGUUCCAGUAACUGGGACACCCGCUCUGCUGGGCGUCCGCUGUACCACCCCCCUCCUGAAGGAGGCACUCCAGGAUACGGAGAGCUACGUGAGAGCCAGCGCCAUCUCUGCACUGGCAAAGACACUGACGCACAGCUGGCAGCAGGGGGCAGCGCUGAGUCAGGAGGAGACUGAAAUAGUGAGCCGGCUGCUUGAGAUCCUCUCCCAGGACACGGAGGGGUUCCCCAGGAGGGCCGUCGUACGGUACUUCAUCUCCUGGUUCUCUUUGCGCUCCUCGUCUUCGUCCUCCUCGUCUUCGUCCUCCUCCGCCUCGCUCCUCACACAGUGCGUGCGCUCCGUCCUCUCACAGGGCAGCGCCGAUCUGGACUGGGAGGUCAAAGUUCACACGCUGGAGCUGGCCGAGCUGCUGCUGGACGAAGCCUUUUCGGGUCACCGGGGUUACGGGAAGGAUGGCGCGGCCUCCGACCGGACCUGCACCCCUCCCACGCACGCGGAGGGCGCAGAGUCCCAAUUGGCCGGCGUGGUCGAGCUGGGUGUCAUCUCGGCGCUGCUGAGUGGUCUGGUUGACUGCGACAGACCCGUGGGUCUGAGGGCCUGCCGCCUGCUGGUGACACUCAGAGACGCGGUCUGCCCUCCGUCGCCGGACGCCACCGCCGCCGCCGUGGCAACGGUGUCCUGUGAACUGCCCGGCUGGGGCUGGGGGCAGGAGGUCAGAAAGACACUGGGGAUGAAGGGGAGCGACAUCGCAGCAGAGGAGAGUAUCGGAGGAGGAGGAGGAGUCAACGAGGGUGGAGACGGUGCGAGCGUGCAUGUGAGUGUGUGUGAGGCGUUGACGUCUCUGGGUUUGGACGAGAGGCUGAAGGUCCUCACUCGAAGCAGCGACCACGUCCACAACUCCCCCCUCUCUCUGCUGCAGGACAUCCUGACCGCGAGCGCCGCUCACACUCACCCAGACACACAGCCGGGGCAAGAGGUCAUCGUGGACUGCUACUGACACACACACACACACACACUCGGCCUUAUGUUGGUUUAUCAGCAGUGAACAACACACUCAGGGUACUUUGGUGAUAUUUUAGCUUCUUAAGUAAAUGUGAAUUUCUUUUUUUUUUUUACACAUUUAAUAUUGUAAUUUCAUUAAAUCCCAAGCAGGAAA
Cyclopterus lumpus (lumpfish) is the source of this 2987-nucleotide messenger RNA. RefSeq names its product BRCA1-associated ATM activator 1 (gene brat1). NCBI's taxonomy places the organism in Eukaryota, Metazoa, Chordata, Actinopteri, Perciformes, Cyclopteridae. The record is from RefSeq and is a predicted model, not a curated record. The coding region runs from base 156 to 2828 and encodes 890 amino acids. The transcript is spliced from 12 exons. Gene Ontology annotation, cellular component: nucleus. Gene Ontology annotation, biological process: cell population proliferation; DNA damage response; positive regulation of protein phosphorylation.